Molecule: messenger RNA, 1031 nt
Organism: Fopius arisanus
Lineage: Eukaryota; Metazoa; Arthropoda; Insecta; Hymenoptera; Braconidae
Gene: Rpi
Product: Ribose-5-phosphate isomerase
Exons: 6
Coding region: 92-808 (238 amino acids)
Biological process (GO): D-ribose metabolic process; pentose-phosphate shunt, non-oxidative branch
Cellular component (GO): intracellular membrane-bounded organelle
Molecular function (GO): ribose-5-phosphate isomerase activity
Source: RefSeq, a predicted model, not a curated record
UUCAAAGCAUGCACUGAUCGCGGGAAGGUCUUUGCGGUUUAUUUAUAAAAAAGUUUCUGGUGUAAUAUUUGCGUCUGGAUUUUCUGGAAAUAUGGGACCCCUCGAGACUGCCAAGAAAGCUGCAGCUUGUAAAGCAGUCGAUGAAUUCGUCAAGACUAACAGUGUCGUGGGGAUUGGCAGUGGAUCUACAGUCAUCUACGCUGUUCAUAGACUUGCUGAACGUGUCAAAGACGAGAAAUUGAAAAUUGUCUGUGUGCCAACGUCAUUCCAAGCUCGACAACUCAUCGUCAACAGUCAUCUGGUAUUGGGAGAUCUUGAGACUCAUCCCAGGAUAGAUUGUGUCAUUGAUGGUGCUGAUGAAGUCGACGAGGAGUUGAAUCUCAUAAAAGGCGGUGGUGGCUGCCUCCUGCAAGAAAAAAUCAUCGCCUCUUGUGCAGAGGACAUGAUCGUUAUUGCUGAUUACACAAAAAAUUCUGAGAGACUGGGACAGCAGUACAAGAAGGGAAUUCCCAUCGAAGUAAUUCCAAUGGCUUAUGUCCCUAUUCAACGAAAAAUUGAGGACAAUUAUGGGGGCCUGGCGAAGAUUCGAAUGGCAAUUGCCAAGGCGGGUCCAGUUGUGACAGACAAUGGGAAUUUUAUCCUUGACUGGCACUUCCCAGAUGAUUUGGAGAAAUCCUGGAAAGUCAUCAAUUCUGAAAUAAAGAUGAUACCUGGUGUCGUCGAGACUGGGCUCUUCAUAAAUAUGGCUAAGAAAGCGUAUUUUGGAAUGGCUGAUGGAACAGUCACAGAACAAUCUCUCGAUGGAUAGAGCCAAUUCACUUUCAUCGCACUCUUGCCAUUUUAACAGACUCUCACUUUUCAAUUUUGCUCAAUGGUUUUCUGGGCUCACCCAGUGGUACUUAUAUUGCAAUAGGGAAUCGUAUUCAGGGAUUAUUUUUAUAUUUUACAGAAAGUUGCUGUCAAUGGGUUUAUUAUUUUUUGUCUCGAGUUGUUAUCUUUACCUGAGGGUUGUUGAAAAUUUUGGAAAUAAA